Messenger RNA from Staurois parvus, 1320 nucleotides. The record is from the annotation of a GenBank genome assembly. NCBI's taxonomy places the organism in Eukaryota, Metazoa, Chordata, Amphibia, Anura, Ranidae.
AUUUAGCUGCUGAGAAUGACUAUUGCCAAACAGAGAGUAGGGGAUGAUGAAGUUGGCGUUCGUCAUUUUGCACCUCAUGAACGAGAAGAUCUUGUUCUGCAGCUGGAGAAGACAAGAGAACAGAUAGAAUCUCUGGAACAUGACCUCCGAACCGCUCUGGAUGAGCUCCAAGAUGUGAAGCAGGAACGCUCGUUCUUCCAGGAUAAAGCGGAAAGGUUGAACCAAGAACUUAACCAUGUUCUAGGUGGUCAUGAAAAAAGGAUCAUCGAUGUGGAUGCGCUGUGUAUGGAGAACAGGUAUUUGCAGGAAAGGCUGAAACAACUGCAAGAGGAAGUUAACCUGCAGAAAAGCAACAUCGUCAAAUACAAGAAUGCUCUGGAGAGAAGGAAGAAUUCCAAGUCAAGUGGCAAGUCAAACAGCAGUGCUCUGACAGGGGUGCUUUCUGCCAAACAAGUUCAGGAGUUAUUAUCCGAGGACCAAGGCUGUAGCCUUCCUGCCACUCCGCAGUCCAUCUCUGAUCUGAAGUCUCUGGCUACGGCUCUGCUGGAAACCAUCCAUGAGAAAAAUAUGGUCAUUCAGCACCAAAGACAAACCAACAAAAUUUUAGGCAAUCGAGUGGCGGAGUUGGAGAAGAAACUCCGCACAUUAGAAGUGUCUGGACUGUGGAGUCUUCCAGGGGGCCGGGAUACCAUCUCACUACAAGAUCCAUCAAUAACAAACCAACAGCGUCCAAAGUCGCCAAUGAUCACGUUUACUGAGGUGCCUUGUCAUAAACCUCUGACCUAUGAAGCACACAGGCAACAAAGUGUUGACAUCCGCUGUAGUGAUUUGCGCAUGCAAGCCAACAAUGAGACCACACAACCACUGGAAAACUCCCAAGAUGCACUUGGUAAUACUUAUGAGAACAUGUAUCUUCAUCCUUUAAUCCCUCUAUUGUGCUCGGAGACAGAAGAACUGGAGAAGACGGGGAAGACGAUCAUUGAACUAACUGAAGAACUGGCAGCAGCUGAGCUAGAAGAUAACCAUCUUAUAAAUUCAGUUGAAGGACAAAAUGUUGCAGAUGUGACACCCCCUCUUGAUAGCUUUGAGCCUCCAUCAUCCAGUUCAGAGCUUGCUGACCAUUUGGAAUCUGAGAUAUUAUCAGCUGGAAGUUUAGAGGAAUCACAGGACUCUGCUGAUGGAAGCUUAGAUAGUUCUGGUCUCCAAAACUGUGUGGACACAAAAGAGGGACUUUCUGAGUCCUCUGCGAUGGAUGAGUUAACAAAACUUCUUAGUAGUGAUGAAAGUGUAGGAAAAGAAGUAGAAAAGAAAGGAUCAUGA